AUGGCAAAACCCUUGAAAAAGGGAAUUUUGAAAAACAAGCCCUUGCAAAAGGACAAGCCCUUGCCAAAGGGCAAGCCCUUGCCAAAGGGCAAGCCCUUGGGAAAGGGCAAGCCCUUGCCAAAGGGCAAGCCCUUGCCAAAGGGCAAGCCCUUGGGAAAGGGCAAGCAUCUCCCCAGCAGUGGCAGCAAGUCCUUGAAAAAGGGCAAGCCCUUGAAAAAGGGCAAGCUGUGUGCUAAGAACCUCAACAGACUUGGCAACCUUUCUUUGCAAGAGAAGGUUGCUGCAGUUUGUGAGGAGCACACUGAUGAAGAAGAUGCUGCCAAGGCCUUGAAAAAGGCCAUGACUCCUGAGAAAUGGAGCAGCAAGAAGGAGAUGUUGAAAAUAUGGGAAGAAGAUGAGUUUGAAGCUCAUCUGUCCUCAGGCAGGAUCCGCUGGAGAGAGAGUCCCACCACCUGGGGUGUGUGGGAGUACUCAGAUACCCAAGACCUUGAGAAGAACUUCAAGGUCACUAAGGGUAGAACCACUGCCAGGGGUGUGGAAUAUGAUCCUGCUGAGCAGGAGGAGGAAGCCUUUGACAGCCUUUGGCAGGCAGAUGGCCACACUGGGAGAGCCAAAAGAGCCAGGGAUGAAUGCAGCAAGUGCAUCAAUGAACUGGAAGAGACCUUGCAAAAGGCCAAAAGCAGGCUCUCAAAGAUGGCCAAAGAUGAAAUUGAGAAGAAGCUUCAGGCCUUGAAAAAGGUCCAGGACAAGUUGAAAGACUUGCUCCUGAAGAAGCCAGGUCCACCUACCUUGAAAAAGGCAUUGGUGGAAUGUGCCAAUAUGUGCAAGCAAGCCAAGGAGGAGGCCAAGGAGCUGAAGCAGCUUGCCAACAAGGCAGCCAGCAAAGCUUCUAGCAUGCAAAAAGGCACACCUUUGCAAAAAGGUAUAGCAAGCCUUGCAAAAGGCAAAGCCUUGCAAAAGGCAAACCUUUGGAAAAAGGUAGAGGAAAGCCUUGCAAAAGGCAAACCCUUGCCAAGGACACCCUUGCAAAAGGGUCAGCCUCUCACCCCUUGCAACAGGAAACCCUUGCAAAAGGGUUGCUGGCUUGCACAGCCCUUGCAAAAGGGACACCCUUGCAAAAGGGCAGGUCUUACCAAAAGCAGCCUGGCUAGAGCCCUUGCAAAAGGACAAUCCUUGAGAAAGGACUGCUUCCACACCCCUUGCAAAAGGGUUGCAGGGAGAGACCUUGCAAAAGGUCCAGCCAAGUGCUCUUCUGCCUGGGCCUUUGUGAAAAGGCACUUCCUCAGCCAUGAAAAAUGCAAAGAGGCUGAGAGGGUGGAAGAAGGAUAUGGAUCUGGGGCCUUGGUAAGGUCCUUCUGCAACCAGCUGUCAGUGCCUGAGCCUGGCUUGGUCACAUGCAAAUGCUUUGACCCCAAGACCAGCAAAAUCAUUGAUGAGGAUGUUGCGAUUUUCUACCCACACCUCAUGUUCAGUGCAUUGGCUGAGAGUUACCCAGAAGUUUUUCAAAAGCUUUUCAAGCUUCAUGAGCUGCCUGAAUUUUGGGAACAAACCUUGGCAAGGGAUGAUGACAGGCUGGUUAACCAUCCAGCAACCCUUGAAAAAGGGUGGGAGCAAGUCACCAUCCCUCUGUUCACACAUGGUGAUGGAGUGGAAUAUGAAUCCAGGGACAGCUUGAUGGUUUGGAGCUUUGGACCACUCCUCUCCCAAGAACAAUCCCUGGACAGCCACUUGCUCAUGGCAGCUUGGCCCAAGAGUUGCACUUGCAAAGACACAUGGCCACAGCUCUGGAAAGAAUUGGCUUGGUCCUUCAAAGCCCUUGCAAAAGGACAGCACCCAACUCAUGAUGCAGAUGGCAACCCCUUGAAAAAGGGGAGCCCUUUCUGGGCAAAGAAAGGCAAGCCACUGGCAUCAGGCCUUAAGGCCAUUGUGUGGUGCAUUGAAGGAGACCAUGAAUUCUUCAGCAACAGCUUGGGCCUUCCCCAUUGGAGGAAUGCAUCCCCAUGCUGGAAUUGCGAUUGCACUCAAGCUGCUGGAGAGAAGCCAUACAACAAGCUCCAUCCAUGGGAUCAGUUCACAGAGGUGGAUCACUCUUGGGCCCAGGCCUUUCCUAGCAGUGAACACCCCUUGCUAACUGAGGCCCCUGGCAACAGUAGCAGGCUUGUGAGAGGAGAUGCCCUGCAUAUCCUGUUCACAAAAGGUUUGUAUGGGCACCUCCUUGGAUCCAUCCUGCAUUAUUUGUGCUGGUAUGAUGAAGGUGCACACCAGGCAACAAAGCCAGCAGAUAGACUUGGAAUCAUCUUCAAAGAGGUCCAAGCAGUGUACACCGACAAAGAAGUGACAUGCAGGCUCACCAAUUUGGUGCUAAGCAUGUUCACUGAUCCAAAGAAGCCUUGGGCAAACUGGGCCAACCUGAGCUGUAAAGGUGGUGAAGGCAAGCGCCUGGCUCCAUGCCUGCUGGAAGUCUUGAAAAACAUCUUGGAUUUCAGCAAGCCAGAGCACAGCCACAUGCUCAAGUGCUUAGAGCAUGUAUGCCAGGUGGUGGCAAUCUGGGACUCUGCAGGAACAUUUCUCACAAAAGCAGAGUUCAAGAAGUCUUGGCAAUUGGCACAAGAUGCCAUGAAAGAAUACCAGUGGCUGAAUGCAUGGUCGGAAGAUUGUGGAAGGAGAUCGAACACCAAGGCGAGAUUUGAACAAACGAAGAUGUUGAGGUCCAAUGAUGGGGGCCUUCUUCUAUGCUAUGCCCUACGUCGGCUAGCCAAUAACACCCAAGAACCUUUCCGAACAUUAUCUUUGACCGCCAUCGACGCAUCCAUCAAAUGGUGGCACGGCAAACCUGCUCCCAGGGCAUCCGCCUUACGAGCACCUUGGUCCCUUUCUCCCAAUCUUCAAUCACAAUUGAAGAAAUUCCUUCGUCAAUGGCAUCUCCAGAUGCUGGACCACCAAGUUCCUUGCCAUACUCCUUCCUUCAAGACAGUCUUCAUCAAGCAUGCUGCUGUCCUUGACAUACUCUGCAAUCACAAACAGGCAAUUGAGGACUGGCCGACGUCCAAUCCAGCUAUUUGCUGUUGCAAAUCCUGGUCAGACUACAAGAAGGCCGCGCUCAAUCCGUCAGAUCCUCACUGGGUACUAUCCGGUUCCCUACUUCAUUCUCUGCUUCUACCGGAACUGGCCGUAAUUGCAGAAGGCUCCUUGUCUAACAAGGUCUUUCCGUCCAAGAAAGAAUAUUUCAACCAGAUGCGACAGGCCAUCAAGACCUGGACGAAGAAGAAUGGCCUACCUUCCAUGAUAAGGGUCCUUGAGAAAGGACAGCAAUCCUUGCAAAAGGAGUCCUUGGAAAAGGAUAGCAAUCCUUGCAAAAGGAUGGCCAGGGGUGGGCCCAAUCAUAAGGCCAAGGUUUACACUGACCCUUCCUUGCUUCUGCAGGUCUUGGGUCAGAAACCAGAGCUGGUGGCAGACCUUGGCCAGUAUGAAACAGUCAGCAGGGCAGGGGCAGUAGACCCAGCUGGCUUGGUCAAGGUUGCACCCCUUGUGAAAGGGUUGUUGGCUGUUUGCCCCUCAGCCUCUGUUGCUCCAGGACCUUUGAGGCAGGCUUUGCUGUCCAUGCUUACUUCAAUGCCAGAAGUUAACAAGACCAAAUGGAAUGGCAGUACCUGGAGCAACUUGAAGCAAGAUAGGUUGGCCACAAUCUUCUUCCACAUCAGAAAGCUUGCAAGGGACCAAGACCAAAUGAGGCUGUGUGCCAGCAAGCUGAAUGCAAGUUCCUUUCUGCAGUUGCAGGAGCUGGUAAAGAUGGUCAAGCUGCCUGAAGAAGACCAUCAGCCCUUGAAAAAGGGUGAAGAAACCCCCUUGCAAAAGGGUGAGUCCUUGAAAAAGGAUGAGGAUGCAGUUUCUCUGGACUCAUCAGGCAUUCCAAAGAUGUUUCUGACACCAGAGAAACAAGAAGAGAAGCAUCCAAAAGCCAGCUCUGCUUCCCAUGCCAAAUCAUGUAUGAUGAGAAGGGAAGGAUCCUUGCAAAAGGAAAAGGAACUCAUGCCUUGCAAAAGGCAUUGGGGGAAGAAAGCCCUUGAGAAAGGGAAGAAAGCCCUUGAAUAUAUCUGUGAUGAGAUCAUGAAGUCCUUGCAAAAGGACAAGAUUGGCAAAGAGGAAGCCUUGCAAAUGAGACAGGAGAAGGAAGAUGUGGACAUGGAGGAGGAGGAGGAGGAGGAAGAAGAGGAGGAGUGGGAGGAGGAUGAACCUUGGAGAAAUUCCAAGGGAAGGAAGACUGGUGGGGGCACCACCUCUUGGGCUAGGCAAGCCAGAAGAGCUGCCAAGCAAGCCAAGAGGGUGGUGAUGUCCACUGGCAAGCCCCUUGAAAAAGGGGAGGAAGCCCUUGCAAAAGGGAAACCCCUUGAGAAAGGGAACAAGAACAAAGCCCUGGCAAAAGGGACACCCCUUGAGAAAGGGAAAGCCCUUGCAAAAGGGCAAAAUGAAGCCAGGUUCCAGGAGCUGAAGGACAAGCUGACUAAGAGCCUCAAAAAGGGGAAGCUUGGUCCCAGGCUGGAAACUGGCACACCCCUUGAGAAAGGGACAGGUGCAAGCAGCAGCAAUGCUGCACCCCUUGAAAAAGGGAAAAAAAACCUCUUGAAAAAGAGGAGGCAACAGCCCUUGAAAAAGGGCAAUUCCUUGAAAAAGGAAAUGUUGCCAAAAAGGUGGCAGUUCUGGAGUCAAAGACUGCCACCAACAAGCAGGCAAAAUCCCUUGCAAAAGGGAAGGAGACUGCAGCCCUUGAAAAAGGGUCAGAAAAGAAGCAGUCUCCUGAAGCCCAAUCAGAACCUUUGGCUGUGUUGGUUGAUUGGCACCAUUGCCUGA
Cladocopium goreaui is the source of this 4848-nucleotide messenger RNA. NCBI's taxonomy places the organism in Eukaryota, Dinophyceae, Suessiales, Symbiodiniaceae. The record is from the annotation of a GenBank genome assembly.